CAGUUAAUCCAAACUAAUUUUUACUAAGUUAUUGAUAGAGACAACCUAUCUAUUUGUAUGAACUCUUGUGAUAAAAGGGAAAUACUGCUUUAUUGAUAAGUUUAAGCCAAGUUACACAGAGAUGUUAAGGACUCUCAACUCCUACUACAACUUGACCAAACAAUUGAUAACCUCAACAGACUCCUCUACUACUUUAUUUAUACUCCUAACUCAUGUGAAAGCCCACAACUAUUGUGAGUCACAACUACGCUACUUGACAAAGCCAUGUGCCCACAACCGUAAUGACAAUGACUCUUAUUCCUUUAUUCAACCAUGCCUAAUACUCCCAACUCGGUACUCCUAAUACUCCAAAUCCAGUACUCAUCCCUCAAUACUCCAAAAGCCAGCUGUCUCCUCUUUACCGUUACUGCUUUGCUUGUCCCCUUCGCUUGUACUGAUAUAUGAUUGGAGGACGCUCAGCUCCGUACGUAUCAAUACCCCGCUCUUCGAAAUCGACCUUGUCCUCAAGGUCCAAGUCAGGAAACUGACCUCGCAGCAGACUGAUCUCCUCCCAAGUGCAAUCAUGUGUCGGUAGCCCCUUCCACUUAAUCAAGACCUCCUCUCUUCCUGUCUUCUCAUUUCUCCGCUUCUGAACCACUGCCUCUGGCUCGGUCUCCAGCACCCCAUCCGACGUCAGUUGUGACGGAAUGGCCAUGGUUUCCACUGUCUCCCCGACGACCUUUUUGAGCUGGGAAACAUGGAAAGUAGGAUGUAUCUUUGUUCCCUCUGGUAGCUUCAGUUUGUAGGCUACACGCCCUACCUUAGCCAGUACUUCGAACGGUCCAUAGAACCUCGCAGAUAGCUUCUCGUUGAUGCGUUUUGCCACCGAGCGCUGUCUAUAGGGGCGGAGCUUCAGCAGAACCAUAUCCCCUACCUCAAAUUCCACUUCUCGUCUGUGACAAUCUGCUCUCUGUUUCAUCAACUGCUGUGAGCGAUGCAACUGCUCCUUGAUGGUUUCGAUCAUCUGAUCACGUUCUUUCAGUUGAUCUUCCAACUGCGCAUUAGCUGUCGAUCCGUCCUCAUACCUGAGCAGCGUUGGUGGUUCUCUCCCAUACAGAGCCUUGAACGGCGACAUUUGCAGUGCUGAGUGAUAUGAAGUGUUGUAGCUUAGCUCAGCCCAUUCCAAGAACUUUGCCCACGUCUUUGGCUUAUCUCCCGCAUAACACCUCAGAUAGGUCUCCAUACUUCUGUUGGUUACCUCAGUCUGACCAUCCGUCUGUGGGUGAUAGGCCGUACUGAAGCAUAGCUUGGACCCCGACAGCCUGAAGAGCUCUUUCCAGAACAGACUAGUGAACACUUUAUCUCGGUCCGAGAUGAUCGUGCGUGGAAAUCCAUGUAACUUAAUCACCCCCUGAACGAAUAGCUGAGCCACCUCAGGCGCUGUGAAAGGAUGCUUGAUCUUGAUGAAGUGAGCAUACUUGGUGAACCGAUCCACCACUACCAGCACUGCAUUGUAUCCCUCUGACUUUGGUAGUCCUUCCACAAAAUCCAUGGAGAUAUCUUCCCAUACUUGUCCUGGAACCGGCAAGGGUUGCAGCAAUCCUCCAGGAGCAAGCGUAGAGUAUUUCUGACGUUGACAAAUCUGACAUUCCGCCACAUAUCUCCUAAUGUCUGUCAUCAUACCCUUCCAGUAAAAUAACUCGCCAAUGCGCUUCUGUGUUUUAAGCAUUCCUCCGUGUCCUGCUAUUUUACUGUCAUGAUGCUCCUGCAUUACUGUCUUCACCAAAGGAGACUCUCUUGGCAACACAAGCUUCCCGUGUCUUAGUAAUCUUCCCUGAACCCACGCAUAAUCUGGAUGUUUGUUGGGGUCCUCUCUUAGCUCAGAGAUCAGCUUCUGCAACUCUUCGUUUCUGUCAACUUCCCCACAGAUUUCCUCUAGCUGCAAGGCUGUUGACACCGUCACUGCGAACAACUCGGCAACCUCAGCCUUUCGCGAUAGGGCGUCAGCGGCCUUGUUCUCCAGGCCCGGCUUGUAAGCAAUAUCAAACUCAAACCCAAGCAGCUUGGUUAACCAUUUUUGAUAUUCCAUGUUGAUCUCCCGUUGCUCCAGUAAGAACUUGAGACUCUUUUGAUCUGUUCUGACCAAAAAAUUUCUGCCCAACAAGUAGUGUCUCCAUUUUUGCACUGCGAACACGAUUGCCAUGAGCUCCCUCUCGUAAACCGACUUCAGCUUCUGCCUCUCCGUUAAGGCUUGGCUGAAAUAGGCUAUUGGCCUCUGCUGCUGCAUCAGAACAGCUCCGAGCCCCACACCAGAAGCAUCAGACUCGACGAUGAAGAGAGCAUCGAAGUCUGGCAUGGCUAGAACUGGAGCUGUCGCCAUGGCUUCUUUAAGCUUCACAAACGCCCCCGUGGCUUCUGCACACCAUCUAAACUGAUCUUUCUGCAACAGCGAAGUCAAGGGUCGUGCAAUACUCCCAUAGCCGAGUACAAACUUCCUGUAAUACCCUGUGAGGCCUAAGAAGCCCCUCAAUCCCUUGACCGUCCGUGGUUCAGGCCAGUCCACCAUUGCUCGCACCUUCUCGGGGUCAGCAGCCACCCCCUGAGCCGAGAUGAUGUGGCCCAAGUAUUCUACCUUCUCACUCCCAAACUGGCACUUCUUUUGGUUAGCGUACAACUGGUUGUCUCGCAACAACUGCAACACCACCCCUAGAUGCUCUCUGUGAUCCUCCUCGGUCUUGCUGUACACCAAGAUGUCGUCAAAGAAGACGAGAACAAAACGACGCAGGUGGGGACGGAAGACCUCAUUCAUGAGUGAUUGAAAUGUAGCUGGGGCGUUCGACAGCCCAAACGGCAUAACUAAGAACUCAUAGUGGCCAUCGUGCGUGCGAAAAGCGGUCUUAGGUACAUCCUCCGCCUUGACUAAGAUCUGAUGAUAGCCUGCACGAAGGUCGAGCUUGGAGAAGACCGUCGCGCCAUGGAGCUCGUCCAACAGCUGAUCAAUCAUCGGUAUCGGGUACUUGUCCGCCACUGUUACUCGGUUAAGAGCCCGAUAAUCGACACAGAACCUCCAGCUUCCGUCUUUCUUUUUCACGAGCAAAACAGGGCUAGAGAAAGGGCUAUUGCUUUCUUUAAUGAUCCCAGCUGCUAACAUCAACCCAAUCUGUCGCUCGAUCUCUGCCUUUUGCGCAUGAGGGUAUCGGAAGGGUCGGACGCUCACGGGGCUAGCUCCUGAUUCUAGGAGGAUUGCGUGCUCCUUCCCCCUCGUAGGAGGCAAUCCACUCGGUUCUUUGAACACAUCCAAGUACUGGUUCGUCACUUCUUUCCAUACCGGAGACGUGGUUGCGUGAGAUGGAGCUACUGCAGCCUGCAACCCACCAAACUCGAUCAACAUCCCAUCACCUUCCUUCUCCAUAGUCUUCCAUAUGGACUUGAGAGAGACUGCUGCUGAGUGGAGACUGGGAUCUCCUUGUAGCAACACCCACUCCCCAUCCAAUUUAAUUUUCAUCCGCUGAAGCUUCCAAUUUACUCUGGUCUCUCCAAGAGUAUCGAGCCAUUGUACCCCCAAGAUCACAUCGGCAAUACCCAACUCCAGAGGCAGGAAGCUCGUGUGAAUGGUGCAUUCUUGAAGCUUUAGCUCUACCCCUGUGAUUACUCCCCUUCCUUGUACCUUAACCCCACCAGCUACCAAGACACCGUAGCGAGUAGUGUUCUGUGCCUCUAGCCCCAGCUUCUUCGCUAUCCUCUCUGAGAUGAAAUUAUGAGAGGCUCCGCUGUCGAUGAGCACUAUCACUUCUUCCCCACCGAGCUCCCCUUGUAAUUUCAUGGUCCGAGAAGAGGAUAGUCCAACCACGGAGUUUAUCGAGACCUCCGCCACCACGGCUUCGACCUCGCCGUCUUCCUCCAGUAACUCACGGGGCUCCUCCUCUAGUACUUCUUCGCUUCCAUCGUCGUACAUGACGAGCACCGUAAGUUCCGGUUUCGGACAACGGUGAUUUCGAUGGAACUUCUCAUCGCAUCGGAAACACAGACCCGCCGCCCUUCGCUGCUCGAUCUCCGCUGGCGUGAGCCGUCGGAACGGAGCCUUAACCCUAUUGUGAUAGGUUACGGUUUUUCCGGCGUCCCCCUUUUCUUUCUUAGCCAUUGGGCUCUGGUUGACACUGGGCUUCGAUUUCUGUUGACUCGGCCCGUUAGAGCUUUGUCUGUUUACGAACGUAGACGUUCCCCCGUUACUGGACUUGAAGUUACGGCCCAUUAAGGAUCCAUAGGGUUUUGUCUCGUCGUCUUCAUCGUCUUCCCACGCUUCCACCUUUCGAGCUACCUUCAUCAUUUUCUGCAAUGUCGUUGGUUCAAACAUCCUCACGCCAGCUCUUAUGCGAGAUUUCAAUCCCGACAUAAAGGCCAUUUUGAGCAUCGUAUCUGGCACCUCCGGAGCGUUCGUCGCCAGCGAGAUGAACUCCCGACAGAAUUCCUUGACGGUCCCUUCCUGUCGGAGUCUCAAGAGUCUUUCGCCGGCCGAUGUGUCCUUCAUCGUCGAGUACUGCUCUAAUACUCUCUCCUUCAUGUGGUUCCAGCUGCGAAACGGGUCUCUGUCCCGUUCCCAGCGGUACCAGAGCAGGGCAUCCUCCACAAAGCACAUCCUCACAGCCUUCAACUUUUGCUCCUCCGUGAACUCACUGAGCUCGAAGUACUGCUCUGCCCUCAGCACCCAACUGUCUGCUUGUUCACCAUCGAACAACGGCAGCUCUAGUUGGUCUGUUAUGGUUCGGUCUCGGUCCUUGCUGCCCUCGGUCUGGUUGGACCCCCGCGAACAAGACCCGUUCCUCUCCGAUACUCCCCCUUCAGCCAACUUCGGAGUUUGAAUCGGAACGGUACCGGCUUCUUGCGUCACCGGCCGCAGAUCCUCCUCUUCGGGUGUUUCCUCCUCCUGGUGAGCCUUUUCUUUGGCGACUUCGAGCGAACGAGCUUGCUCCCUCAUUUGCUCGUCCUUCUCCUGCUCCCAUCGCGCAAAGAAGGCACUCAUCUGUUGUUGCAUCGCCGACAAGGUUUGUUCCAUCGUAUCCACCUUUGUCAUGCUCUGCUCCAAGGUAGUGAUGCGGCCCAACUGCUGUUGCACUUGUUCCGCGGUUUGUUCAGCUUCAGGUUUCUUAGGUGGCAUCGUAUUCCUUAGAUCUACAAGCUCUGAUACCAAUUUGAUAGAGACAACCUAUCUAUUUGUAUGAACUCUUGUGAUAAAAGGGAAAUACUGCUUUAUUGAUAAGUUUAAGCCAAGUUACACAGAGAUGUUAAGGACUCUCAACUCCUACUACAACUUGACCAAACAAUUGAUAACCUCAACAGACUCCUCUACUACUUUAUUUAUACUCCUAACUCAUGUGAAAGCCCACAACUAUUGUGAGUCACAACUACGCUACUUGACAAAGCCAUGUGCCCACAACCGUAAUGACAAUGACUCUUAUUCCUUUAUUCAAGCAUGCCUAAUACUCCCAACUCGGUACUCCUAAUACUCCAAAUCCAGUACUCAUCCCUCAAUACUCCAAAAGCCAGCUGUCUCCUCUUUACCGUUACUGCUUUGCUUGUCCCCUUCGCUUGUACUGAUAUAUGAUUGGAGGACGCUCAACUCCGUACGUAUCAGUUAUCUGGCAAAUUAGUGAGCAUAUUUUAUAAAUAUUUCUUUCUCGUUAUAUUAUUUACCGAAAUGAAAAGAGAUCAUUUUAUAUAUGCUGUCAUAGACUCAUAGCAUAGUCAAAAUUCUCGACCUCUUAUGCUGUGCAGGUGUCGAGAGUGAAGGAGGCAAAAGAUGGUGAGUUUGAGUUACUUUAUACACACGUUAGGGCUUCUCGUGCUCUGUUCUUCUUCAGUGGCAGCUAACAAAGAACCACUUUCAAAGGCCAAGUAUAAAGACCCGAAAGAGCCAGUGGAAGUCAGAAUCAAGAACCUGAUGAGCCAUAUGACCCUCGAAGAGAAACUCGGGCAGAUGGUUCAGGUGGAACGCGUCAAUGCCACAACUAAAGUCAUUAAAAACUACUUCAUCGGGAGUGCUUUUAGCGGUGGAGGGAGCGUGCCGGCGCCUAACGCCACCCCUGAAGCUUGGGUGAAGAUGGUGAAUAAGAUACAAAAGGCAGCUCUUUCGACCCGCUUAGGGAUUCCCAUUAUCUACGGGAUCGAUGCUGUUCAUGGUCACAAUAAUGCAUACAAUGCCACCAUUUUCCCGCAUAACGUAGGCCUCGGAGUCACCAGGGACCCUAACCUUGUGAAGAGGAUUGGUGAAGCAACUGCUCUUGAAGUUAGAGCGACAGGAAUCCAAUAUGUCUUUGCUCCAUGUAUUGCAGUGUGUAGAGACCCUAGAUGGGGAAGAUGCUAUGAGAGCUACAGUGAGGAUCACAGAAUAGUUCAACAGAUGACUGAGAUCAUACCUGGUUUGCAAGGUGACCUUCAUACAGGUCAAAAGGGUGUCCCUUUCGUCGCUGGAAAGACCAAAGUUGCAGCAUGCGCUAAACACUUUGUUGGAGAUGGAGGUACAUUGAGAGGGAUGAACGCAAACAACACGGUUGUGAACUCAAAUGGAUUGCUCAGCAUACACAUGCCGGCUUAUUACGAUGCGGUAAACAAGGGUGUUGCAACGGUUAUGGUGUCAUACUCGUCCUUAAACGGGUUGAAAAUGCAUGCCAAUAAGAAACUUAUCACAGGUUUCCUCAAGAAUAAGUUGAAGUUCAAGGGCAUUGUCAUCUCAGAUUUUCUAGGUGUUGAUUGGAUCACUACACCUCUUCAUGCUAAUUAUUCACAUUCUGUAAAUUCUGCUGUCACUGCUGGAAUCGAUAUGAUCAUGGGUUCAUCAAACUUAACAGAGUUAGUCGACGUCCUAACCAGUCAAGUGAAGAGAAAACUGAUCCCAAUGAGAAGAAUCAACGAUGCCGUGGAGAGAAUCUUGAGAGUCAAAUUCACAAUGGGGCUCUUUGAGGAUCCCAUGGCUGAUCAUAGCUUAGCCAACAAGCUAGGCUGUAAGGAACACAGGGAGCUAGCAAGAGAAGCAGUGAGGAAAUCUCUGGUGCUGUUAAAGAACGGUGAAAAUGCAGAUAAGCCCUUGCUUCCUCUGCCAAAGAAAGCCAAAAGGAUCCUUGUGGCGGGAACACACGCUGAUAACUUGGGAUACCAAUGUGGAGGCUGGACUAUCACUUGGCAAGGCCUCAAUAGCAACAAUCUCACCAUAGGUACAACCAUCCUCACCGCAGUAAAAAAUACGGUGGAUCCGACCACAAAAGUCAUCUACAACGAGAAUCCAGACACGAACUUCAUCAACUCAAGCCGCUUCGAUUACGCGAUCGUGGUCAUCGGGGAGACACCGUACGCUGAGGGAUACGGAGACAGCACGAACUUAACCAUAGCCGAACCGGGUCUUAGCACUAUGGAGAACGUGUGCGGGCUGGUGAAAUGCGUGGUGGUGGUCGUCUCGGGACGUCCGGUGAUGAUGCAGCCAUUCGUGGGGGAGAUCGACGCUCUGGUUGCGGCGUGGCUUCCAGGAACGGAAGGGCAGGGAGUGGCUGAUGUUUUGUUCGGAGAUUAUGGAUUCACCGGGAAGCUGGCUAGGACGUGGUUCAGGACAGUGGAUCAGUUGCCGAUGAACGUUGGUGACCCGCAUUAUGACCCGUUGUAUGCGUUUGGAUUCGGGUUGACCACAAAGCCAAAUAAACAGCUUUGAGAUUUUGGUGGAGAGUUCGUUUAGUGUUUGAUUGGCGCCAACGUCGAAAGUUAGUUAAGAAAAGAAAAAUCUAUAAAUUAUAUUUUAAAUAAUUUUGAUAGUGUUGUCAAAAAAAAAAAAAUUUGAUAGCUUAAACAGUUGAGUUUACAGUAUUGUUCCUAUGACAUUUAAAAUAUAAUUGAUUUUAGCUGAUCA
This is a messenger RNA of Raphanus sativus (radish), 7870 nucleotides long. RefSeq lists its product as uncharacterized. Gene Ontology annotation, molecular function: beta-glucosidase activity. Lineage: Eukaryota; Viridiplantae; Streptophyta; Magnoliopsida; Brassicales; Brassicaceae. Gene Ontology annotation, biological process: glucan catabolic process. The record is from RefSeq and is a predicted model, not a curated record. The transcript has 10 exons. The coding region runs from base 5777 to 7675 and encodes 632 amino acids.